Messenger RNA from Selaginella moellendorffii, 2278 nucleotides. Its product is annotated as endoglucanase 6. The transcript has 10 exons. Bases 223 to 2112 code for a protein of 629 amino acids. NCBI's taxonomy places the organism in Eukaryota, Viridiplantae, Streptophyta, Lycopodiopsida, Selaginellales, Selaginellaceae. Gene Ontology annotation, biological process: carbohydrate metabolic process. Gene Ontology annotation, molecular function: hydrolase activity, hydrolyzing O-glycosyl compounds; carbohydrate binding. The record is from RefSeq and is a predicted model, not a curated record.
GUUCGUUGCUUGCGAAACACGGGGGAAAAGAUUUCCAAUAUAUAAGUUUGCAAUCUUGGCUGAUCGAUCCAACUCUCUCCAAUCGCUCGCUCGUUUCUUCUUCUUCUUCCUCUUCCAUCUCCGAGAAGAUCUUUCCAUAUCAUCAAUGCUCCUCCUCCUUUGACUCGAUCGAUCAGCCCGAUCGAUCAAAAGCAUCUCUUGUUCUGUGCCAGAAGAUCGAUCAUGGGAAAGAAGAAUGCUCGAUCGCUCACUUGCAUUGCCUCGCUCGCCUGCAUUUUCAUCUCUCUCUCGGGACGAAGUGCGUCGGCGGCAGCGUUUGACUAUGGCGAGGCUCUGAGCAAAAGCAUUCUUUUCUACGAGGCGCAGCGAUCCGGGAGGCUCCCCGAUCACCAGCGAGUGACAUGGAGAUCUCACUCGGGCCUGGAAGAUGGAAAAGCCUCGGGGGUUGAUCUCUCGGGAGGCUACUACGAUGCCGGCGACAACGUCAAGUUUGGACUCCCCAUGGCCUUCACGAUCACGAUGCUCUCGUGGAGCGUGGUCGAGUAUCGCGAUCAAAUCGCCAAGAGCGGCGAGCUGGGCAACACGCUGGGCGCGAUCAAGUGGGGCACCGAUUACUUCCUCAAAUCCCACACCGAGCCCAAUGUGCUAUGGGGCCAGGUUGGAGAGGGUCAAUCGGAUCACGCGUGCUGGCAAAGGCCCGAGGACAUGACCACGUCCCGCCAGGCCUACCGUUUGGAUCCAAGCAGGCCUGGCUCCGAUCUAGCGGGAGAGACCGCGGCCGCCAUGGCUGCCGCCUCCAUGGCUUUCAGGGGAUCGCAAGCUUCCUAUUCCAAUCUCCUCUUAACUCAUGCUAAGCAGCUCUUCAACUUCGCGGAUACGUAUAGAGGGAAAUACGAUAGCAGCAUUCCAGUGGCUCAAAAGUUCUACUCUUCCAGGAGUGGCUAUGCUGAUGAGCUUCUGUGGGCCGCGAUCUGGCUGCACAGAGCUACUGGCGAGCAAAAAUACCUCGACUACGUAGCGAAAAAUGCCGCUGUUCUUGGAGGGACUGGCUGGAGCAUCACGGAGUUUAGCUGGGAUAUAAAGUACGCUGGAGUUCAAGUGCUAGCUUCCAAGGUGCUCUUGGAUGGAAAGGCCGGGUCUUACAAAAGCGUCCUCGAGCAGUAUCAAUCCAAGGCCGAAUAUUUCCUCUGCGCUUGCCUCCAGCAAAACUCUGGCGCGCAAGUCCAAAGAACUCCAGGUGGCUUGAUGUUCAUCAGGCAAUGGAAUAACAUGCAAUACGUUACCUCUGCCUCGUUCCUCCUCACCGUCUACUCGGAUUAUCUCACUUCAACCGGGAAUACUCUCCGCUGCAAUGGGAGAGCUGUGAAUCCAUCACAGCUGCUCAACUUAGCUCGAUCUCAGGUGGAUUACAUUCUGGGUGACAAUCCCCGAGCAACGAGCUACUUGGUGGGCUUUGGAUUCAACUAUCCCCGGCAAGUUCACCACCGCGCUGCAUCCAUCGUUUCCAUCAAGCAAAACCCGAGCUUCGUGGGUUGCAAGGAAGGAUACAGUACGUGGUACACGAGAAGGCAAAGCGAUCCAAACCUGCUCGUCGGAGCUCUCGUCGGCGGCCCCGAUGUGUCGGACAACUUUGCGGACGAGCGAAACAACUGGGAGCAAACAGAGCCAACUACGUACAACAAUGGGCCGCUGGUUGGAUUGCUCGCGAGGCUCCACAACGGUGGAAGCACAAGGAAAAACGAUCAAAAUCUCGUCUCACUUUCGAAGGCAGCGUCUCCUCUUCCAUCGCCAUCGUCGCGAAAACAGCCGGGUGAUGGUAUCUCUAUCGAUCAGAACGUGACAAUGUCGUGGGACUAUCGAGGCCAGAGAUUCUACCGCUAUGGAGUUACUGUAAGCAACAGAUCCAAGCAAACUCUGGAGAAGCUCGUGCUCAAGAUCCACAAGCUCAGUGGAUCUUUCUGGGGGCUCACAAAGUUGUCAGCGAGCGAUCACGCUUACACAUUCCCGAGCUGGAUCAGAUCUUUGCCCCCUCGCAGCAGCUUUACCUUCGUCUAUGUCCAGCCGGCUCCACUCGCGGAGAUCUCCGUGCAAAGUUUUGCUCGAGCUUCUUGACGGGAGGAAAGUUUGUUUUUUUUUUGUUUUGUUUUUGGUGCUUGGUUUUCUUCCUUGGCUCACAAGGGAUUGUGCUUGAAGCAACCCUGGGGCUUUCAUGCGUUCUUUUUUGCCCUUUCAAGUCAAAAGUGUUAUGCAUCAAUCAAAUGAUACGUAAAUCUUUACA